This is a messenger RNA of Pteronotus mesoamericanus, 3513 nucleotides long. RefSeq names its product glycerol-3-phosphate acyltransferase 4 (gene GPAT4). The record is from RefSeq and is a predicted model, not a curated record. Gene Ontology annotation, cellular component: endoplasmic reticulum. The coding region runs from base 1034 to 2404 and encodes 456 amino acids. The transcript has 13 exons. NCBI's taxonomy places the organism in Eukaryota, Metazoa, Chordata, Mammalia, Chiroptera, Mormoopidae. Gene Ontology annotation, biological process: triglyceride biosynthetic process. Gene Ontology annotation, molecular function: glycerol-3-phosphate O-acyltransferase activity.
GCGAGAGGGUGGGGAUGGACGCGAGGGGUCACGUCAAAGCAGCGUAGACAAAGGGCGGGCACGCGCACGUCCUUACGCACGCCUCGGUAGGCGGCGGCGGGCCAGGACGGGAGGGACCAGCACCAGAGGGAUUUGGAGUCUCGAACCCUCGAGGUUGGUGAGUAUGACCAAGCCGGCUCCUUCCUGAAGCUUUGGCAGCAUGUAAGCUACUUCUUGCCAAGAACUCAGGUCACCACUGAGAAAGAGGACCUUAGAGAGAAGAAUAUCCAGAGGAAGCCAAUGCCAGGAGCGUCUGGAAUUACACUCACCGCAGGCAGUAUGAGACUUUCUGUGCCAGCGUCUGUGUCCUACUGGCAAAGACUGUAGCUCUCCAGGUAGGAGGGUCCUGGGAGCAGCGUGCACCAGGAAGCCUCUCUAGAGGAAGAAUGGGGCCAGAUAUGAACUCUCUACAAUGAACACAAUUUUCAGCUUAUGAAGGAAUUUUAAGUAAAACCAUUAUUUAAUUUCUACAUAUCCAAGUUCAGGAGCCUUCUGUGUGAAGUGCCAGCAGUCACCACCCCCUACACAGGAGUUAAUCAGUACUUUUCUGGCACCAAGUUGAACUCUUCUUGGUAUUUCUGGCAAUGACAGAUCUUCAAGACAGAUUUAUCUGCUAAAUGCUCUUGGUCAGGAAAAUAAAGUAAAAUUUCUGGAAGCCGUGUAAGGGUAGCAGAGCAGAGGUCCCUCCCUCACUGCCCAUUCACAGAAAGGCAGCCUGGACUCGAAUGCUCCUAGUGAAGAUUGAUCCUGCCUUGUUCACCUCGAAAGUCCACCUGCUCCAGGAGAUCUGGUGUUUUCAGGCUGCCUGCUGUCUGGGGCUGUUUUUGCUAUCAUCCUACUCCCAAGCCACUGAACGAUGUGAACUUUGGAAUGGAGUCUGCUUUCUGCUGGGAACUCGCUUCCUUCCCCAGGCUGGUACUGUCUUGAGAGGGCCAUCUGAAGCCUGUGCUUUGUUCCUGGGGAGGAGGCAUUGGCCUGGCCUGGAUCCUCCACCAUGUUCCUGUUGCUGCCUUUUGAUAGCCUGAUUGUCAACCUCCUGGGCAUCUCCCUGACUGUCCUCUUCACCCUCCUUCUUGUUUUCAUCAUAGUCCCUGCUAUUUUUGGAGUCUCCUUUGGUAUUCGAAAGCUCUACAUGAAAACUUUGUUAAAAAUUUUUGCGUGGGCGACCUUGAGAAUGGAGAGAGGAGCCAAAGAGAAGAACCACCAACUCUACAAACCUUAUACCAAUGGAAUUAUUGCAAAAGAUCCCACUUCACUAGAAGAAGAGAUCAAAGAAAUUCGUAGAAGCGGCAGCAGCAAGGCUCUGGAUAAUACUCCAGAGUUUGAGCUCUCUGACAUUUUCUACUUUUGCCGGAAAGGAAUGGAAACCAUUAUGGAUGAUGAGGUGACAAAGAGAUUCUCAGCAGAGGAGUUGGAGUCCUGGAACCUGCUGAGUAGAACCAAUUACAACUUCCACUACAUCAGCCUCCGGCUCACUGUCUUAUGGGGCUUAGGAGUGCUGAUUCGGUAUUGCUUCCUCCUGCCGCUCAGGAUAGCUCUCGCUUUCACGGGGAUCAGCCUUCUGGUGGUGGGCACGACCAUGGUGGGGUACUUGCCAAACGGGAGGUUUAAGGAGUUCAUGAGUAAACAUGUUCACUUAAUGUGUUACCGGAUCUGCGUGCGAGCGCUGACAGCCAUCAUUACCUACCACGACAGGAAAAACAGGCCUAGAAAUGGUGGCAUCUGUGUGGCCAAUCAUACCUCUCCUAUUGACGUCAUCAUUUUGGCCAGUGAUGGCUAUUAUGCCAUGGUGGGUCAAGCACACGGGGGACUCAUGGGUGUGAUUCAGAGAGCCAUGGUGAAGGCCUGCCCUCACGUCUGGUUUGAGCGCUCUGAGGUGAAAGAUCGCCACCUGGUGGCUAAAAGACUGAGUGAGCACGUGCAGGAUAAAAGCAAGCUACCUAUCCUCAUCUUCCCAGAGGGAACCUGCAUCAAUAAUACAUCAGUGAUGAUGUUCAAAAAGGGAAGUUUUGAAAUUGGAGCCACAGUUUACCCAGUUGCUAUCAAGUAUGACCCUCAAUUCGGUGAUGCCUUCUUCAACAGCAGCAAAUACGGGAUGGUGACAUACCUGCUGAGAAUGAUGACCAGCUGGGCCAUUGUCUGCAGUGUCUGGUACCUGCCUCCCAUGACCAGAGAAACAGAUGAAGAUGCCGUCCAGUUUGCGAACAGGGUGAAAUCUGCCAUUGCCAGACAAGGAGGACUCGUGGACCUACUGUGGGACGGUGGCCUGAAGAGGGAGAAGGUGAAGGAUGCGUUCAAGGAGGAGCAGCAGAAGCUGUACAGCAAGAUGAUUGUCGGGAACCAUGAGGACAGGAGCCGGUCCUGAGCCCGUGCCUCUCACUGCUGGAGCCACCGUGCCGAAUCCUGACACGGGGGCCAGUGGGGGUCCUUGCCGCUGCCCACCACUGCUGCACUCUUUCCAGGCUCCAGCCUUCGGGCUGCUGUGGAUCCCAGGACGUCAGCUUCCUCAGAGCCACCCCGGAUCCCUGGGCUUGCCGUCUGACGUGAGCGCUGCGGGGUGUUGCUGCCCAGGACAAGAUGACUUCUUGUUUCUUUUACAAUAAGUCCAUUGGAGGAAUGCCAUUAAAGUCAACUCUCCGCCUGCGCACAGAAGGGGCUGAGUGGUUGGGAAGAAUUGGUUAUGGUCCCAUGCUCCGGCCAGUAGGACGUUGGUCUGUUACAGAUGCCCACGUGCCAGGGACUUGGCUGGGGGAGGCCACCUGCUGGCAAGGAGCAGCACUGCAAGGCAGUGUGGCCUGCCAGCCUGAACACCGCCCCAGCCUUGGACUUGUCCCGCAGAGGCUUUCAGCAGAAUGAAGCUCCCAAUUCUCAUGCAGUCACCAAGGGGGAGGGAAAGAGGCAAGACGGACCAGUGACUAGUGCUUGGUGGGAACCAAGAGUCAUUCCACAUUCCAACUCCAGUGUUCACCUCAGACUCCCAUGUGACUUGCUCUUUGUUAACACGUGCCUCAGUUUCCCCAUCUGUAACCUGGAUCAGGACGGGGAAGGGUGGUGAUACCUACCUCACAGGGUUGUUGUGGGGAUUGAAGUGCUACUCCUAGGGAAGGACAGUGGAGCUCAGUGUUCCAAGUACAGGCCCCUGAGUUGCGGCAGGACAAGGUCUGAGCUCUGAGCUGCUGCCCAGGGCUUGGGAGUGGUUUUGUGAGUAAAUAAAAUUGUCUUUGAUGGUGAAUGAAUAGAGAGAUUUUUCCCUUCACUCUUUCUCCCCUAGAUGUUGCCCUAAGCAACCUGUUUCUUAUCAAAGUUACCAACAGUAACCUUGGGGCUAGAGGGUAUCUGUCUGACUUCCGUUAUGAGAAAUAGUAUUGUUCAGGGAAGGUGAAGUACUCGUAUCAAAUGUGUGCUCGCCUCUCCCUCUGGGUAAUUUAGAAUCCCUGGCAUGGACGAAGAUGUGGAUUUCCACACAGACGGCUG